GGCAGCAACUUGGGGCUUGGAAGGCCUGCCCUUAUCGGGUUGGCCAACUUGCUUGUGCCUGGAUUGGGGGUGGCCCCGAGGCGGGUGUUCAGGCACCUAGGGGUGUGGGCAGGAUCAAAGGGUAAGAGAUAAGGGCGAGAAGAGGUGGGGCAGAGUUCCCGAGGGCCCCAGCCAGUGGCGGGCGGUGCCACGUUUUACAGCGGGGGAGGCACAGACAAGAGUCGGAGCCUGGCCACAGGUGGCCCAGCCAGCCAGUGCCAGAGCCCCGGCCGCAGAGUCAGGAGGAGCCGUGGACAGAGGACCAUAGUCUGGAAGCCUGGGGGAAGGGGAGUCCUGCGGUGACCCGGAGGCUCAGGCCGCUCAAGGGAAAGGAAAAAAAAACAAAAACGCUUUCCAUUCACCACCGAAGCCUGUCUGCCGAGGUCUCCAGGCUGGGAGGAGGCAAAGGCUCCAUGCCUGCCACUGAGGAGUUCCCCGAGGGUCCGGCGGGCAGACAGAUACCAGCUCCAGUCCUCCAGAUGGAGGGGAAGGGACCGACGCGUUUGCAUGUUCAGAGAUGGGAGACAGCCUUCUGGACAGAGGGAUAUGCGGGAGCCAAGGCUGGGGAGUAAACAGCCCGUGGAGAGAAAAGCAAGAAGGCAGUGUGCAGCUUCGGGAGGGGCUCCGGAAGGGCGGGACGCAGGCCGCCAGGGGACAGCAGCCUGCAGAGGCCUCUGCCUCUGCUCAGCCUUGGGCGGGGGGGGGGCGGGGGGUGCAUUACUUUGGGACGUGAGCACCUGGAUGGCAGGGCUCGGUCCCGUAACCUAGUGUGCCCAGGGCACACCAUAUUGGGUGCUCGGGAGUUCAUUUUCUUUCCAGCAGCAGUUUCUGGAGUCACUGCUGCGUCAGACACCGGGCACUGGGAACCACAGCGAGGGACUUUGUGCAGCUGCCGGUGCCCAUCAUCCAGCAGCUCUACCACUGGGACUGCGGCCUGGCCUGCUCCAGAAUGGUGCUCCGGUACCUGGGCCAGCUGGACGACGCUGAGUUCGAACGGGCCCUGCAGGAGCUGCGGCUCACCAGGAGCAUCUGGACCAUCGACCUGGCCUACCUGAUGCGCCGCUUCGGCGUGCGGCACCGCUUCUGCACCCAGACCCUGGGCGUGGACAAGGGCUACAGGAACCAGUCCUUUUACAGGAAGCACUUUGACACAGAGGAGACCCGGGUGAACCAGCUCUUUGCACAAGCCAAGACCUGCAAGGUGCUGGUGGAGAAGUGCAGGGUGAGCGUGCAGGACAUCCAGGCCCACCUGGCGCAGGGCCACGUGGCCAUCGUGCUGGUGAACUCAGGCGUGCUGCGCUGCGACCUCUGCUCCAGCCCCCCCAAGUACUGCUGCUUCACGCCCAGCGGGCCCCGCUGCUUCUGCCGCUCCCCCGACUACCAGGGCCACUUCAUCGUGCUGCGCGGCUACAGCCGGGCCGCCGGCUGCGUCUUCUACAACAACCCGGCCUACUCCGACCGAAUGUGCAGCGCCAGCAUCAGCAACUUCGAGGAGGCCAGGACCAGCUACGGCACAGACGAGGACAUCCUCUUUGUCUAUGUGGACAGCUGACGGCGGGAGCCCGCUGUGCCCUGCCCUGCCCUGCCCCCAGAAGCCACUCCAGAGGCGCUGGCCCAGGCCCGGGGCUCGGACGAGGCGCCGCGUCCCUGCUGGCUGUUGACGUCGUCCUCCAGGCCCGAGGCUGAGGCCGGCUCCCGCUGCGCUCAGGGGACGUCUGCCCCAACGGGCGCCCUGGUGCCUGCAAGCCAGACUCAGGGCAGGUGGGGGACGCUAGAGCCCAUCUCCCUGCAGACCCGGGACCCAGCCCCAGGAGAACCGCAGGGCUGUUUGUGUGGAGGCCGUAGCCACCCUGGGCCCUGGGGCUGUGUCAGCUCCAGCCUCCCUGGGAUCUGGUCGGAAGGCAGGCGCUCUGGGCCCGCUUCCCCCUUCCCCCACCCCCGCCCCGGGGGGCCCAGUCCCUGCAGCUGGUGGCCAGGCCCCUGGGGAGGGCUGGACCUCAGGCAGAAAGGCCUCAGGCCCCUGUGGCCCUCCUUGGAGCCGACACCUGGGCUGUGGGCGGGACCCUGGCUCCCGUUGGCACCCCGAGGGCCAGGGCCAGUGGCCUGGGCCCCAAAGACGCUCCCUGCCCCCACCACAGCGCCUCCUGCCUCAGUGCGGGCAGCCCCAUGUCUCAGGGUUGGGUGCUGGGGCCCUGGGCCUGCACACCCAGUCGCGGCCGGGGGCGGCCUGUGGCCUCCCCCCAACCCAGUGCUCACACCUGGCCCUCUGCACAGAAGGCCGGGUGGUCUCUGUCAGCAGAGGGAGUGACCCUAACCCAGGAUCGCACAGCGCGGACCCCCGCAUGGACUAGAGUGGCCUCCUGCUCCUUCCUUUUUUAGCCGGAGGAGGGGGGUGUGUGUGUGUGUGUGUGUGUGUGUGUGUGUGUGUGUGAUUUAAGUCUUUUUUUAGCCGGGGAGGGUGUUUUUUUGAGAUUGAAGUUUUCACUUUUGGUGGGGUGAGACUCAACCUCAAGCAAGACAAUAAUAGUGGGGUCACAGGUACUUUGGAACCACGGACACCUCUCUUCACGGGCAGAUAAGCCAGGCCAGGGUCUCUUCCAAAGCCAAGGGGACCCGGGGCCGCAGGCAGGCCGGCCUCGCACCACAGCCAGAACCUGACUCAGGACAGAGGUGGGGCUGCGUCUUGAACCUGGGUCUGCGCCCCUGGAGAAAAAAGGGAAAUGGGCCAUUCCCAAAAGGGGCUGGGACACCUCCUGCCCCUGCCCUGGGUUACCUCUGGCCAGGGGGGCCGGGACGCCCCCGUCAGCCGCAGCACCUACGUCUUGGUCGUCAGUGCCGGAGGCCUGAUGCUGGGGCGGUGGUUGCUGCCGCUUCCCCAGGCUGCAGACCAUCCAGGACCACCCAGCCGUACAGCUCCUUGACCCAACAGCCUUGACCGAGAGGCAGGCGCUUCUGGCCAGGCAGCAGCCCUGGGUUCAAAGGCUACCACUGCCUGCGGGCCUGUCUCGUCCUGUUGCCUUAACCCUGGGUGGCCUGAGACCCCCCCGAGACCUGGUUCCCACGCCCGGGAGGACCACACGUGGCAGCUGCAGGCUGGGUGCCCCGGGAGGGGCCCGGGUGACCCCAGCGAGGGUGGCGGUGUCCAGGGAGACAGCGACAGGAAGGGGCGGCCGCCCUUCGGUGAGGCCCAGUACUCGGGCCGGUGGGGGCUGCCCAGGGAGCAGCCUCCACAGACAGUGUCCACGGUGCCUUCGUCCAACAGAGACACUGUCCCCGGGUCGGAGGAGCGAGCCUCUCGGGGAAAGCUGCAGGUUAGAAGUCACCCGUCUGGAAGGUUCACAGGAGCUGCCUGGUCCCGGGGCCAACGCCACCCACCUAGAGCGGGUCUCAGAGGCAAACCUCUCCCUGAUGUGUCCUGUUCACACACAAAUCAUUAAAAUGGGGCUGGAGACAGCAGGACUCAUCAUGCGGCACCGUGACCCCUUGGCCGCACAUGGAGGGGGUGCCCUGGACCGCUGGCUGUCUCCCCGGCCACCUAGGGGCAAAAGGGAUCUUAUGCAUCACAGGGAUUUUUAUACGUGUUCUCUCGUUUGUAAUGAGCCAUUCUCAAUAAACAUGAUCCUCACUGCAAGA
This is a messenger RNA of Bubalus bubalis (water buffalo), 3672 nucleotides long. It is a transcript of the gene GUCD1, whose product is annotated as guanylyl cyclase domain containing 1. The transcript has 6 exons. The coding region runs from base 989 to 1591 and encodes 200 amino acids. NCBI's taxonomy places the organism in Eukaryota, Metazoa, Chordata, Mammalia, Artiodactyla, Bovidae. The record is from RefSeq and is a predicted model, not a curated record.